Molecule: messenger RNA, 7646 nt
Organism: Grus americana (Whooping crane)
Lineage: Eukaryota; Metazoa; Chordata; Aves; Gruiformes; Gruidae
Gene: GALNT10
Product: polypeptide N-acetylgalactosaminyltransferase 10
Exons: 12
Coding region: 144-1988 (614 amino acids)
Cellular component (GO): Golgi apparatus
Source: RefSeq, a predicted model, not a curated record
UGCCGGAGUUGCCGCCCGCCGCUGCCGCCGCGCGCGCCGGGGAAAGUUGGUCUCCCUCAGGGCGGCGGCGGGGGCGGCCGGGCCGCGCUCCCUCUCUCCCUCCCUUCUCCUCCUCCGUUUCCUCCUCCCCGGCGGCGGCUCCGAUGCGGCGGAAGCAGAAGCGGUUGCUGCAGGCGGUGGCGCUGGUGCUGGUCGCCCUCGUCUUCUUACCCAACGUGGGGCUCUGGUCCCUGUACCGCGAGCGGCAGCUGGAGGGCGGCGGGGCGGCCGGCGGGGAGGGGGCCGCCGCCGCGGGGCCGCCGGGGGCAGCGGCCGGCGAAGCGCCGGCAUCAUACGUGAGACAAAAGAAGGACCCUUACUUUGGUGAUGGAGAAAGGAAAAAGGACUGGCAUAACAAAGAAGCUAUAAGGAGGGACUCUGAGCGUGUAGGAAAUGGAGAACAGGGAAAACCUUACCCAAUGACUGACGCAGAGCGAGUGGACCAGGCAUACAGGGAAAAUGGCUUUAAUAUCUUUGUGAGUGAUAAAAUUUCUCUGAAUCGUUCCCUUCCAGACAUCAGACAUCCAAACUGCAAGAAUAAGCUAUACCUGGAGAAGCUUCCAAACACUAGCGUGAUAAUACCGUUCCACAACGAAGGAUGGUCCUCUCUCCUCCGGACAGUGCACAGCGUCCUAAACCGCUCCCCUCCUGAGCUGAUAGCAGAGAUAGUGCUGGUGGAUGACUUCAGUGACAGAGAACACCUGAAGAAACGCCUGGAAGAUUAUAUGGCCCAGUUCCCAAAUGUAAGAAUCCUCCGAACCAAAAAGAGAGAAGGACUGAUAAGAACACGAAUGCUGGGGGCCUCUGUGGCGAUAGGGGACGUCAUCACCUUCUUGGAUUCCCAUUGCGAGGCCAACGUGAACUGGUUGCCACCUCUGUUAGAUCGCAUUGCCCGAAACCGCAAGACUAUCGUUUGCCCUAUGAUUGAUGUUAUUGAUCAUGACCACUUUGGAUAUGAGACUCAGGCUGGAGACGCAAUGCGAGGUGCAUUUGACUGGGAGAUGUAUUACAAGAGGAUCCCUAUUCCUCCUGAGUUACAGAAACUUGAUCCCAGUGAUCCCUUUGAGUCUCCUGUAAUGGCUGGAGGACUGUUUGCAGUCGAUAGAAAGUGGUUCUGGGAGCUGGGAGGGUAUGAUGCAGGUCUGGAGAUAUGGGGAGGAGAGCAGUAUGAAAUAUCCUUUAAGGUUUGGAUGUGUGGGGGUCGCAUGGAGGACAUCCCUUGCUCUAGAGUUGGUCAUAUCUACAGAAAAUACGUUCCAUACAAGGUUCCAACAGGAGUCAGCCUGGCAAGAAACUUGAAGCGGGUGGCUGAGGUGUGGAUGGACGAAUACGCGGAGUACAUAUACCAGCGUAGACCAGAGUACCGGCAUCUUUCUGCGGGGGACGUCGCAGCUCAGAAGGAACUUCGCAACAACCUCAAUUGCAAAAGCUUCAAGUGGUUUAUGAACGAGGUCGCCUGGGACUUGCCAAAGUUUUACCCGCCAGUGGAGCCUCCAGCAGCUGCUUGGGGAGAGAUACGCAAUGUAGGAACUGGACUGUGUGUGGAUACUAAGCAUGGAGCCCUGGGAUCCCCACUGAGGCUGGAAAACUGUGUGAAGGACAGAGGAGAGGCAGCAUGGAACAACGUGCAGGUAUUCACGUUCAGCUGGAGAGAAGACAUCCGUCCCGGGGAUCCUCAGCAUACCAAGAAGUUUUGUUUUGAUGCCAUUUCCCACAGCAGCCCUGUGACCCUCUAUGACUGUCAUGGAAUGAAGGGGAACCAGCUCUGGAGAUACCGAAAAGACAAGACCCUCUACCAUCCAGUAAGCAGCAGCUGUAUGGACUGCAGUGAGAGUGACCGAAAGAUCUUUAUGAACAGCUGCAAUCCUUCAUCUCCAACACAGCAGUGGAUAUUUGAACACACAAACUCAACCGUCUUGGAAAAAUUUAACAGAAAUCUUGAUCUUUAAAAGACUGAGAAAAAAAAAAUAUAUAUUUUACAAUUAUAGUUUUUACUGGGGAGGGUUACAGAAAAUUUUUUUAAGAAUACUUUUUUUUAAACAGUUAAUGAAGGUAAAAGGGAGAAUCUCAGGAGAAGGUUAACUAGCAGGCUAGUCUUUAUUGUGAAGAUGCUGCAUCCUUCUCUUCUGGGGAUGGUGGAAUUUUAAAGGCUUUGCCAGAGCCACUUCUGUGCUGAGACUGGAACAGAAACUCUGUUUUUAGAGGAGUCUGAAUGUGAUUCAAACUGCUUUUUUUUUUUUUGCUUUUGUUUUUUGACUAUUUUGUUUCCCACCUGGGUCUGAUGUUAAAUGAUUUUAUCCGGGACUCUCCAGGACUUUCUGUAGCUGCUAUACCACCCACUGAAGCAUUCCCACAUGCGUGUUUUAUCUUCCAAAGUCCAUCUAAGUAAAAUCUUGAAUACAAGAUUUAAUCCUGUGAUCAAAAAAAAAAAAAAGCCAUCAAAAUGUAAAAUGAAUUUUUUUUUUUUUUUGCCCUAAACCAAAAUAUAUUUCAAACAGGUAUUAUGACUUUCCAAAUCAUAGCUCUGAUAGAGGAAUGAGCUCUAGUGGAAGUGCAGCAAGGUGAGAGGAAUAUCGCUGUAGUUAUUAGUGACAAGGAAUCUGGGUUUCUGGUCCAUUCACUUUGCAGUCACUUUGUCACUCACUGUUGAAUCUUCAAGGUGAAAGAUUAGCAGAGGGUUUCUAAGUAAGCACAGUUCUUACAGGUGAAGAUUUUUGCUAAGAGCCUUUAGAAAUUGGGUUCCAAAUUUACUUCUUAUUCAGAAUCUUUUUAGCACGGACACCCCUAGGGUUUUUCAGAGUUAAAUCUACUACAUGAAGGCAACUUCCAUUUUUCCUUUAGAGGUGUGAAGGCUAACUUAAUUCACAGUUGAUGUGAGCAGAUUAAUUCAGGAUAAUUAAGUCAGAGCUGAGAUUAGCCAUUGGUCUUUAUCUAUUUGUUCAUCAGUCAUGAGUUCUGUGAUCAGUAGUGUUCUAGCCUUGUGGGAAUGUGCUAUUAAUCUCUUUUCCUUUCCCAACAUCCACAGCACUGUACAGUUUAUUGUGACUGGAAAUCUGUUUGCUUAAGCAGACGUGUGGGAUCGAUGGGCCAGUUUCACUAGUGCCCUGUCCCUUGUGCAGUCAGUUAGCAGUGCAAGGUAUCACCCUUCUGGUUUGUCUGCAGGAUCUGCCAGACACUGAACCAGAAUUGUCUCAUCCCAGGAGCUGGAAAAAAGUAGUGAUGCUAAAGGAUGAAUGGAGAACCAUUGGUUUCAAGUCUAUCUGAAGCAAGUGUUUAAAAAAAACCCACACUGGUUUAAAAUUAAGUUGUUGCAAAAACAGAUUUAAUAGUUCAGCCCACUUAGUCUUAUACUGAAGGCAGCAGUGGCAUUUUCUCGUAAAAGCUGUGAAUGACGGUGCAGUUAACCUUUUGCAAAGAUGCUGUGUAAAUCAAUAAAACCAGCCCUUUUCCAGUAAUUGCCCUGCUCCACAGUUUGUCCAGCUGAGGAGGUAGUGUGCAGCCAGCUCUGAGAGUGGAAGACUGGAACACUCAGGGUAGGAGCAGGGCACCCCUCUGGGACUCUUGAUGAGCACAAUUGAUGGCCUUCCCCUCCUUGGAGGGGCAGGGAAGCUCUGCUCUGAGGUGGCUUGCUUUCCUGUGAAGGCAAGGAGAUUUUUGCCUAGUGUCACGAAACAAGCAGGCUGGCUUCCUCUGCAGAGCUCCAGAAGUAAGAAGCCCUUUCUGAUGUUGCCAGUUGUGGGAUCAUUGCCCAUGUUUCAGACGUCUGUGAGGCCAUGUAGUGCUGUGUCUGUCACCUGGGAGCAGACUAGGACACAACUAGCUGCCUCUCAAGCCUGAUGUGUUGACUAUGAGGCUCAAAGUCAUUUCCACCUCUCUUAUCCUCGCAGCUGAGGCCCCGUCUGACCUGUUUUGCCAACUUACCUUGCCCAUGCAGUCAGGAAGCAAGGGAAACACAGGCACUGCAUUGCAGCUGGGACCGGGCUUGCCAAAUGUGUUAGUGUCUGGAGUAAAGAAAGAAAAAAGCUCUAGGCUUUCCUUGUGACAGUUUUGCAGCAGUAUCGCUAAGGAAGUGAGACCAGUGUCAAACAGAGAUGACAUCUUAUGUUCUCAGUAACUACAAUAUGUCUGUCAUUAAGGAUCCCUUUUCAUUUCUGUGGGAGACAGAGCCCCUUUCCAGUGCAUUGUGUCUGACCGUUGCUUUCCUUAAGUUAUUAAUGCUCUCAUUAGUCUAGUAGUGCUGACUGUGGAUGGCUAGAUGGCCUGACUAGAUGUCUUUAUGAAUGUUUUAAUACCUGUGGAACAAGAAGCUGUUUGUCCAUGAACAGUGCUAGUUUUUUAUAAUUGGGACACAAUCAGCAAAUGAUAUAAAUGGACUGUAGGUCAUUCUGCUUGCAGCUUGCAACUUUGUGUGUCUUAGUUUUCCAAUGAGAGAAUUAGCUUCUGUUUCUAAAAUGCAUGGCUUGCUUUGUACUUGGGCUCACCUUGUGUAGAGAGUCCUAGCUGCUUGGCUUGCUGGAGGCUGGCUUCAGAGAGAACUGCAGUAACGAACAGGUCUUUUACCACUUAAUGAUCUUAAUUUGGAGCAAAAGGACAGCUCUUAGCAGUGUGCAACAAAAGAUUAAGUAAUUGUUGAGGCAAUUCCUGUUUGACAACCCACCACCAGUAUGUGGAAACUGGAGCUUUGGUGUGAGUGGUCCUACUGGGUCCUUCUCUAGUAUGGUUGACCUGUUUUCUGAAGGUUCGGGAUCUGAGUGUGAUCAGUGCCCCACAAAUUCUGUACAAUUCUGACUGGCUCGCUGGGCUUAGAGCUAUUAAUUUAUUUACAUCAAUUAUACUUUUCAAUACCCUAGAGGCUUUGCUAACUAAUGAGAAGACUUAAUAUAGCCAACCAUCCACUGAUUGAGAAAUAGAAGCUGUAUUUCAUCAUCUACAUCUUUAAUUGAGCCUUUGCUGGGCAAUCUGGUUAAUUAUUCCAAUUACUUUUGGUUAUUUGUAAGCAAAAUUGCUAAAGCAUGAAUACAUAAGCAAAUCUUCACAUCUGCAUGCAAGUCAAGACUGGAGAUUAAAUACCAGUGAUUAACUAAUGCAAAAUAAAUGUUUUCAUAUUUUUUCCCCAAAAAUAUUCAAACAAACCUUCUCUCCAAGGCUGCAUAAAUUCUGCUGCUUUUAAGUUUCAGAAUCCCAGACAACAGGGGGAUCCCUGGAUGUGUUUUAUGUCGCAUAAUACUACUUUGAUUAGCUCUUGAAGCUCUUGUUGAUUUAUACUGGUGCUAAUCUCUAAGGCCUACAAACAGAGUAAUAGGUUUGGGGCUCGUAUAUGUGCAAGAUGUCUUUUUUCAUGCCUGGGAAAUUAACUUUCUUUUCCACACCAUAAUAGAGGAAAGUGUGGGCCUUACUGAAAGGGGAAUACAGCAUCAUUAAAAUAAAGAUGUGCCUUUUUAAAUGUAAAUGUACAGCAAAUGCUUAAACUUGAACCAUUUUCUAGUGCCUUGCUGGACAAGAGAAGAGGGGAAGGGAUUGGGAGAUAAGGAUGUAAGAGAAAGCUUGACGUGCAGUGUUUGUGUUUGUGUGUGUUUUUUAAAAUGUCUGACUUGGGUGCAAAAUUUAUGUCAGUAAUUCAGAAGCUCCUGGGUUUCCUCUGUUAAAUUGAUAUCAUUAAUGACUCUGGGAGGGUUUGUCACUCCUGAUAGGAAGACUUGGAAAGGACGGCACCUUCCUCGUGGUACGCUGUAACAACUAAGGCUAGACCAGAGGAUGUCUUGGUUAGCUAUUGGAUGUUUAUCUCAUGGUGAAGGCUCAUGCAUUUGACCGGCAUGCGAGAUCCUGCAUUUUAUUUUCUAAGUAUCCAAAUCAGAAAUCACAAAUAGUCCCAAAGGGAUAUAAAAUCUGUAGCAGAAGCAUCUUUCAGAAAGCCGAUGCCUUCCAUCACUGGGGAACUUUUAAACAGUGUGUUCUAAUCUCUAAUACAGAAGUAGCAAGAAAGCAAUUUCUCAGCUUAACUUUCUUCCUGGUUUGUUUUACAGUAGUCUAGGCACAGGGCUUUGCUUUCCUUUACUGCAGAGUUCCAGUCAGCAAACCUUCCUCCUCCCUGCUGCUCUGAGACAUCAAUGUAGUGAAAGUCAAACAGGCACCACCAGCAACCAGCAUUGCAAGAGCACAGUGCUCUCACAGCUAUAUAAGAUCAUUAUAGUAGCUAUGCUGGCUUACAUCACCAAGGGGAGAGAGAUAUCCUAAAAGUCAUACCGGGCAAUCACGUAACUGCUGAGUAAAAAGGGAGAAGCUUUUAUUUUAAAUUGUCUUUCAAGAUAUGGACAGACGCUUGAAUGGUUUUGACUGGAGAGAACAGACAGCCUUUAGCAGUCAGCCUGUCACGGUUUCAUUUGAAAGAGCCCUCAUAAAGUUAUGUCUGAAACAGUCUGGCUCUGCUAGCACAAGGGAUUCAAGUGUACCUUGCAUCCCACAUCCGCUCCCAACUGCUGUGGUCCUUGUUCCUACUCACCUACUACAUUUCUAACCACUUGCAACAAAGGAGCCUGGUAGUGCCUAAGUUGGUCCUUAUCUGACAAGCGGCAAUCUGGGUUUCCAUUUUAACAAUCCUUUAGCGUGAAAAGCUUCUUAAAUAGUUAGCAAACUGUUGCCAAAAUGGUGAGUAGCUCUAGGUUAAUGUCAGAGUCUCUGGGGGUAGGAUCAAAAGGUCUUUGACAGGAUCAUAGCAGAAGUCCUCUCCUGGUUUGAGUGGAGGGGAGAGAUGCAGAGGGUGGAGAAUGGGAAAGCUGAGCUCUGAAAUUUCCAUCAGCAUUCAACGCACAGUUGUCAAUCCAUUUCAUAUUCCUCAUUAACCAGUCAGAUUGAUUUAUUCACAUUAUAAAUUUAAAGUGUAACUGAAAUAAACUCACCUCCUGCUCCAAUUGCUCCUUUGUAGUGUCACGCUUUAACUCAGAGAUCUGUAUGAAACUAGCCAAUGAUAGAUUAUGGAAACCCUAAUAAAAAUCCUGUGUCUGUUUUUUGACUCUGCCUCUGCUAGCUGAGUAUGCUCCUUUAUUUGCUGCAUUUUGAGCUUUCUUGAUGCUUCUGUAUGACCUAAAAGGCUUCAGUGAUUCCAGCAGAUGUGGGGGAUUUGGGAGUUUUGUAUAAAGCCACUGGAUCUAUGUGGUUUUAAAUCUACUAGUUCAAGUCUAGGAAAAAAGUCCUAAUCCCAGUUAGUGAGCAAGCAAAUGUGAACUUCAACCACAAAACAAGAUAAAAACUGAUCAAGCUAAUAGACUAAAAUGUUAGCCCUUAAGAUAACAAUAACAAAUAGCUUUAGCCUCUAGGGUGGAGAAGGGAAUUGGUUUCAACAUGCAUUCUCCAGGAUCUUGGUGAUAAGGUCUAAGUUUGUCUAUUCCUUGUACUGCAUGCAUUUUAUCUGUAAAACUGGAUGGUGCCUCUUGAAUCAGUGUAUAUUUAUUUCUGUGCAUAUUAGGACCAACAGCCUAAUAUCUGGGGGUGGUAAAGGACUUGUAGCACUUUAAUGUAGUAGCUUUCAUAAAUUGGGAAUCAUUGAUAGAAUGCCUAGUGUUUUUAAAGUUGAAUGGACUUCCUUUUAUAAUAUAUUUAAAAUAAAUUUU